Papaver somniferum (opium poppy) is the source of this 710-nucleotide messenger RNA. Its product is annotated as putative disease resistance protein RGA4. The coding region runs from base 40 to 387 and encodes 115 amino acids. The record is from RefSeq and is a predicted model, not a curated record. Lineage: Eukaryota; Viridiplantae; Streptophyta; Magnoliopsida; Ranunculales; Papaveraceae. The transcript is spliced from 2 exons.
GUUAAUUGUUUUUUUCUUUUCUUCAAAUCAUUUAUUGUUAUGGCGUUGGAAGAGAUCUUUGUUAACGGUGCCACCCGGUUCAUGAAAAAAUUGGUUUCAGUUGCCGCCAAAAAAAUUGGUAAGACUGGGGCUGUAGACAAAGAUCUGCAAAAGCUAAAGGAUACUCUGGAAAUGAUCGCGGCUGUCACAUGUGAUGCUGAAAAGAAGCAGGUGAAAGACAAAGUCGUGCUACUCUGGUUGAGAAGGCUCCAAGACGUUGCAUAUGAUGUUGACGACCUUUUGAAUGAGAUUUCUUACGAAGCUAUGCGUCAAUCCCAAGAAGGUGGAGAUUCGGAUAAGUCUGCAGCAGAGAUACCAAAUUCCUGGAUUACAAGCACAACUAUGUGAAAGUUCUUCAUUACUACACUUGUUUCUUCACUGUAUAUGUUUUUCCAGGAUCUCUUCACUUGGUAUUAUUCGGAACUCACCGAAAGAAUAAAUGGAUGAUGAGGGAUUGUCAGAGGUCGAAUAUGAGGGUGCCUCGGAGACAGUCUAAAUAUCAGUUUUGUGUAUUUGUAUAUGGUGUUCGUUCUGACAAUUAAUGUAUUAUUGUGCCUCAGCAAAUGAUUGUGGUGGCUGCAGUGGUGCUAACCAAGUUGGGUGGAAAUUUGCUUUCUCUUUCAACUGUAAUAUAUUCUCUUGGUAAUCAGUAUCACACCUUCUGUUUUAAA